Molecule: messenger RNA, 627 nt
Organism: Branchiostoma belcheri (Belcher's lancelet)
Lineage: Eukaryota; Metazoa; Chordata; Leptocardii; Amphioxiformes; Branchiostomatidae
Product: matrix metalloproteinase-9-like
Exons: 5
Coding region: 122-469 (115 amino acids)
Source: RefSeq, a predicted model, not a curated record
GAUAUAAUUGCGGUGCACAGUAGAAUAUUUAUGGUUGACACCACCAGUGUUUUUUCAUUCCUUCAUCGUCGUCCUCAGAAGCAAGCCACUUCCAAAUUUCGGGACAACUAUUCGCUACGUCAUGAAUUCGAAGGCUGUCUGCUUUCUGCUCGUCACUAUGGUUGUCAUGGUAACGCUGAUUGACAACUCCGAGGGAUGGGCGCGCAGGCGCAGACACAAAGGACCCAAAGGAGCUUGCCAUUUUCCAUUUGAGUAUGAAGGAAAAAUCUACCAUUCCUGCACCACCGUCAACCAUAAGUAUGGCCGUGCCUGGUGCUCUUUAACUCCGGUCUUUGAGGGCAAAUGGAAAAACUGUGACGUGGAGGACAAAAGAGGGUGGAUGGAAACUCGCGGUCUGUUCCAGCAGCUGAGGAGCUGGCUUGAGUGGGCUACAGGGGCACAGGAGGAUUACGACGCCUUCGAGAAGUGAGGCCAACUCAUGAUAUGUCCAACUGACGGAGAAACGGCUGUUCCUGAAGCAAAACUCCGUGUUUGAAGACGUGAAUAGUAGACAACAAAAGUACACUCAUGAUGUGUCUAACUUCACGAUUGUUGGUGGUGGGAUGAAAUAAAACAGUUGGCAUGGUG